CCCGGCCACCGAGCUCUUCGCAGCGCCAGCAGUCACUCGCGGAGAGACUGGGGCUUACAGGGGCAGUAGGGGUCAGCGGAACGAUGGAGAUCAGAACGCCGGAGUGCGGGUGCGAUGGAGGGACUUGAACCCCCAAAUCUGGGGCCCCGGGGGCGAUGGUCUCGAAAAGAGUGUGAUGCCGAGAUUUGACUGUAGAGGGUGGGAACAUUUCGGGUUCUCUAAAGCACUCACCUCACGGUGCUCUGCUCAUCUCCGACGGGGGUUAGUGGCAUCUGCCUCCAAGUGGCUCGUGGAUCCCUUUCUCCUUCCGACUCCAGGCUUGGCUCCGCAGCCCUGUGACCGGCUGCUCCGGCUCUGAGCGCCUCCCAGGUCGGGGCCGCGAUCCUGUGUCUCCCCUCUCAGAGCAGUGUGGCCCCGGGGGCAUCCAACCUUUGGUGCCUCAGGUUUCUCCCUAAAGUGUUUGGUCGCCUGCGUUGCCGUUCUUCUGUCCAGAGGUCCCUAGCCCGUGUUCCUCCAGCUCUGCCUCCUUAACUCCCUGACCUUGCCUAGGAGGAAGAAGAGAUGACCACUUCCCAGGAACCUGUUACAUUCAAGGAUGUGGCCAUGGACUUCACCGAGGAGGAGUGGGGGCAACUAGACCCUGUACAAAGGGCCCUGUACAAAGAGGUGAUGCUGGAGAUCUAUGGCAACCUGGUCUUAGUGGGCAAGAAACUUUACAACUGUGCUGCAUGUGGGAAGAGCUUCAGUCGGAGCACAGAUCCUCGCUAUCAUCAGAGAAUUCACACCGGAGAGAAACCUUUCAUAUGUGAUACAUGUGGCAAAGCCUUUAGUUAUAACACAAAUCUUCGUGUUCAUCAGAGAGUCCACACAGGAGAAAAACCUUUUAAGUGUGGGGAGUGUGUCAAGGGCUUCCAUCAGAGCUCCAAUCUUUGCAUCCAUAAGAAAGUUCACACCGGGGAGAAACUCUACAAAUGUGGUAAGUGUGGUAAGGGCUUCAGUCAGAACAGAGAUCUCCAAGUGCAUCGGAGACUCCACACAAGAGAAACUGUUUAAAUGUGAAACUCUGAAAACAUAGACUUAAUGCUUGUCUGAAAGUCCACACAGGAAAGAAAUGCUACAAGUGUGUGUGGUAAGUGCUUCUUCAGUCAGAGCAUAGAUCUCCAAGUUUACCAAAAAAUUCACACAGAGAAACCAUUAAAUAUGAUAGAUGUGGUAAGGGUUUCAGUUACAACAUGAACCUUCAUGUUCAUGAGAGAGACCAUAGGGUCUCACAGGGGUAGAAACCUUGUGUACAUGAGAAGUGAGCUCAAGUCUUCACAUUCAUCAGAUCCGUUGUGGGAGAAAUACCCUACACAUGUGGUCACAACUUCUGCUAGAGUGCAUCUCUCCUCCUUUUACCAGAGUCUUUUUCUCUGACAACUCUGAGUUCCAUGAGAGUCCAGCUAUGCAUGCUUUGCUCUCCAUUUUGUCCCCAGCUCCUGGCACACUGCCUGGUACAAGUAGCCAUUCACGAAGUAUUUGUUGAAUGCAAAUCCACAUGGGAGAGAAGCCCUGUAAGUGUGAUGUGUGGUGAAGACUUCAAAGUCCACACAUUGAAACCUUUUUAAAAAAUGCUGCAUGGUAGGGUGCCUGGGUGGCUCAGUUGGUUAAGCGACUGCCUUCGGCUCAGGUCAUGAUCCUGGAGUCCCAGGAUCGAGUCCCGCAUCAGGCUCCCUGCUCAGCAGAGAGUCUGCUUCUCCCUCUGACCCUCCCCCCUCUCAUGUGCACUCUCUCUCUCUCAAAUAAAUAAAUAAAAUCUUUAAGAAAAAAAAAAAAUGCUGCAUGGUAAACAUUUCGGUCAGAUCGUGGUUUUCAUCAUUAGUUAAUCCCUGUAAGAGAGAAGUCCUGUUAACCUGAUGAAUAUACUAAUGGACUUGAGAUAAAUAUUCAAGUUAAAUCAGUGUAGUAAAUUUAAAAAUAUAUACCUUCAACAUAAGAAUUCUCAUCCCUAACCUCGCAAUUGUAAAAAAUACAUGUUUUAACAUAGGAGUUUUGACAAAAGUAUCUGUUGUAUUAUUCAGGAAAAAAAUCCUGUGAAAUGACAUUUUGUGUCAGGCUCUGCACUGUCUCCUCAGAAGGUUCAUUCCAUCUCAAAGAAGCUUCUGUUAGAUAUAACCAAUGAGUUACCCAGCACCAAUGACAGAUAAGGUCUUCCUCCUGGGAAAGACACCCCUUACCUGGCAAAGGCCCUUCUAGGCUGAAAGCCUCCUGGCCCUAAUUGAGCAUCUCCCCAUCCAGCAUGUCUCCAGGCUGCUGGAUGCCUGCAGCAUAGAUUGUAGAAAUCUCCAGGUAAGGCAUCUUCAGGGUAUAUGUCUCUAGAAGGGACAGCUAAAGAAAAGGGCUGCAGCAGGGUUUAUGGAAGGGAGUUAGAGGAGAGGAAAACAAGUCUGAAAGGGAAUAAUUAGAGGGAAAAGGAAGAGAACAGUGCCUAGAAAGGAGGUUGUGGAAUAGUGGGGGAGGAAAGCCCAGAGGCUUCUCCAAAGUCUCUAGCAAGUAUGGUGACCCCCAAUACGGGCUGUCCCUGGAAGUCUGAGCUGAGCAAAGAGUGGUCUGUAGUGGGUAGAUCUUGACCCCAUCAGCAUUAGGGCCAGUUGGGACCAGAGGUGGAAGAGCUGCUGUGAGGAGCCUUGGAAGGCAACUCCAUGCCCCAAUUUCCCCAGGUGGCCCAAGUCAGGCAUGGCAGGACCAUUAUCCCUCAAUGGGAGGAAGGAUCAUAUAGGAAGGCAGCAAUAAGGCUGAUUCUUUUCAGGAGGCAUAAAUUAAUCAGAGACAGAGCCUUGCAAUGAAGAGGGAAGACCUGGACCAGUGGAGGUUAGGAAGAGGUCAAGGACCUAGUUUCAUCACUAAAUGUGGGUAAGGAAGAGAGAUGCUUUGUCUGAAUCCUUCACCUAGGAGCAGUAUGUUCUAUGUGCCCCCUAAGCAGCCAUUUCAAGGGGAAGGAUAUCUACAAUUAGAAAGGCUUUGGGGCUCUAGGAGGACUGUCAGCUGAGCAGUCCAGAGACCAUCGGCUCACGUUAGGAGAAAGGGUUGAUAUGCUGGAGGGCUUAAUGGCAAUUGGCGUAGGAGAGGCACUCAAAUAUCAUUGAAUGAAGGUAUUAAUAAAAUUCUAAACUCACAUUUUAUAUUAGUUUCUUUUCCUUCUUCCUCUUUGUUUUUCCUUUCCUUUUUUUUAGAUUUAAAAAAUAUUUUAAGUAUAAAAUAUAUCAGGCAUACAGAAAAGUUCAGAAAAUAUAAUGACUAUAAUAGUAUGUUAAAAUUUUUGCCAUAUUAGCAUCAGAUUUUUUUUUUUUCUAGCAAGGAAAAAACAGAUUUAAGUAAAGCUUCAAGCUAUGUCACUUUGUUCAGAGGUAUCAAUUAUGCUUAAGUCACUGUGUAUUAUUUCUAUGUAUGUUUUGAGUUUUAUUACCUGUAUGUCCAUGGUAUCUUAAAUUUUUACAUAGAUAAUAUAAUUUAUUUGCAAUUUGCUUUAUGCCCCAAACAUUACAUUUUUUAUAUUUUUAUGCUGAUGUUUUAGAACUAAUUAAUUUCAGCUUGUCAUCUUCUAUCAGAUAAUCUUUUCAAAAGAUUAUUUGUAUACCUCUGUGCCCAUAACACAUUUUCAAGCUUUUAUAGAAAUUGUCCUAUUUAAAGACCUUGUAGAAUCAAUUUGUCAAAGUCCGUGAAAAAUUUUUUGGAUCAUGAUUUUUGGGGUUUUGUUUCUUUUUCUUUCAUUCCUUCCAUUGGAUUAGGUUUUCUUUAUUCUCUAUUUUCCUCUACAAGAUCAGUAGUUAAAUUUUAUCUUUUUGUUUUAACAUUUGUUAACAUUCAUUACUUAAUAAAGUCUGCAUCAUGCCUGUCCUUAAGAGAGUAGAACACUAACUGUGCUUCUCCUUCUCCCAGGUUAUGUUAUGGUUGUGUAUAGUUUUAAUUUCAUCAUGUUUUUAACACGUCCCCAGAUUUGUCAUUAUUUUGUUGUAAGUAGACAAUGCAAGUUUGGAUUAACCUGCACAUUUGCCAGUUUCUUACCACUGGUUCUUAUAUUUCCUCCUUCCUUGUGAAUUCCAUUUCUCAGCCUCCCAGAGCAGAGGCAACUUGUGCAGUGGUCAAAAACACCAACUCUGCAGCCAGAUGGCCUGGGUUUGAUAUGUGGCUCUGUGACCUUGAGCAGAUUACUGAAUUUCUUUGUGCCUCAAUUUCUCUAUCUGUAAAGUAGGGAUGAUAAUAGUAUCUACUUCAUGGGGUUGUUAUAGGGAUCAGAUGAAUUAAUAUUUGUAGAAUGGUUAAAAUAGUGCCUGGCUUGUAGCAAGCCUUAUAAAAGAGUUCCUUAUAUAAAUAAAUUAAUCUCUCAGAUUUUUCUAAUUUUUCAGCAAGAGUGUCUGUGAGUAGUAAGUUCUUUAUUUCUCCCUUACUCUUGAAUUAUGGCUUAGCUAGGUAUAGAAUUCUCAAUUGACAUUUAUUUUUACUCAGCAGUCCUGAGCCUCUGGUGCUACUUUUUAAAGUCUGUAAUUAGCCAAUUUAUUGUUCCCUUUGAGACAGUGUGUCUUCUCUCUCUGGUUGAUGUUCAGAUUACCUCUUUAUCUUUAAAAAGGUUUAGCAAGGGGCGCCUGGGUGGCUCAGUUGGUUAAGCGACUGCCUUCGGCUCAGGUCAUGAUCCUGGAGUCCCAGGAUCGAGUCCCCCAUUGGGCUCCCUGCUCAGCAGGGAGUCUGCUUCUCCCUCUGACCCUCUCCCCCUCUCAUGUGCUCUCUGUCUCUCUCAUUCUCUCUGUCUCAAAUAAAAUCUUUAAAAAAAAAAAAGGUUUAGCAAAAUCCUGAAAAGUAGGUGCUAUUUUCUGAAAUGUGUCUAGGUGUGGGUUUACUUAGGUUUUUUUCUAAUCAGGACAUAUUAUGCUUCUACAUACUGUUUUCUAUUAAUUCUUUAUUCUUUGUGUACUUCUGUUAGAUUUGUCAUUUUUCUAGCUUCUUGAGUUACAUGUUUAGAACUUAUUUUUAGCCUUUUCUUAUUUUCUAAUAUUUUCUGUAUUUCAGUGAAUUAAAUUUCCUGUGAAUACUUUGGCAGCAUCCUUUCCAGAACACAGUUUGGCAAUCUAUAUCAAAGUCCUUUAAAAUGUUCAUAUCAUGUGGCUCAAAUGUCACAUUUAAUAAUCUAUAUUAAGGACAUAAUCAGUUGAAUUAUAUAUAAACGAUAUACAUUACCAUGCUAUUUCUACUAUUUUUAAAAAGGAAAGGAUUACUUUAGAGAGAUUUUUUUUCUAAAUCAUAAUAUAUUUAUAUAAUCCAGUAUUCUUCAGCAAGAAAAUGUUUGGGGUCAUUUUUAAUGACUUAAAAAAUGUACACAAUAUAGUAGAUGUAAAGACAGAGGGAAAAACUUGGAAAAAUACACUAAUGUAUUAAUAGUGUAAAUGGAUUAUUUUCUACUUUGUGCUUCCUAGUCCCUGCCAACAGAAGUAUUGGUUCUUCUAAUUACAAAAUGAUAUGUCUGUUGUAAAAUAUCACAAUAUUAUGAAGCAAAAGUAAGUGUAACUGGUUUAUUGUGGAGUGUCAACUCAGUGGGGUAUAGGUAUAUAAGAUCAUGAAAUGGUGUUAUUUUUCUAGUCACUUCCUUCAUCCAUAUUCUGUUGAAUUCCCCUAUUUGAUUGAUCGAAUGAAUUAAUGAAUAUUGAGUGGGAAAGAGAGCCCCUGAGGGAGGGAGAGCUUUAAGAAAGAGAAGACUUUCUCCCUCACCAGUUCCCCGAGUAAGAGUACAAACUGGGUAAAAGAUUACAAACUGGUAAAAAUAUUUGCAACCCAUAAAGAGAUUCACCUCCCUAUUCAUGAAGAGCUCUUAGAAAUCAAGCAAAGCACACACACACAAAAAUGUGAAGAGACUGUUCAGAGAUAAUAUAAAUGGCCCUUAAAUGUAUGGAGAGGUAUCAAAUUUUCUCAUAUGAGAAAUGCAAAUCAAAGCCCUACUGAGAUACCAUUUCUCACUUAACAGAUUAGCAAAAAACUGAAAAGUUAAAAAAUUCAUUCUUAAUAAGGUAUUGAGAAGCAGGCAUUCUCAUAAGUUGCUGUGGGGAUUACAAAAUAAAACUAUGGAGAAGAAUUUGACAGUAUCUACCAAAACUAUAGAUACAUUUGCUUUUUGACCCAAAUAUCCCAUUUCUGAGAAUCUGUCCCACAGAUAUAUGUGCAUUUGUGCCUUAAAUAUUUGGCAUUGUUUCCAGUAGUGAAAAAAUGGAAAACAACACAAAUGUCCAUCAAUAGGGGACUGAUUUAAUAGACUGUACAUCUACAGUGGAAUGGUGUGCAGCUGUAAUGAAAAAAAUUUUCUUAUUGAAAUGGAAAUAUCUCCAAGAUGUAUUAUUAAAUACAAGGUAGAGAGGGGCACCUGGGUGGCUCAGUCAUUAAGCAUCUGCCUUCUGCUCAAGUCAUGAUGCCAGGGUCCUGUGAUGGAGCCCCGCAUUGGGCUCCCUGCCCUGUGGGAAGCCUGCUUCUCCCUCUGCCCACUCCCCCUGCUUGUGUUCCCUCUCUGGCUGUCUUUCUCUCUGUCAAAUAAAUAAAAAUCUUAAAAAAAAAAAAAAAGCCAAAAACAAGGUAGAGAACAAUGUGUUUAUAUGCCUGUAUAUAUAAAUAUAUAAAAAUAUAUUGUAUAAAAUAUAUAAUACAUUUUAUUAAGAAUGAAAAUAUAUAUCCAUAUUUGCUUAUAUUUGCAUAAUGUCACACUGGAAGGAUAAACAAGGGACUAACGAAAUGGUUGUCUGGGAGAGCAGGGCUCAGAGUGAGGGUUUUGUUUUUUUCUAAAUAUAGUUUUUAUUUGAACAUGCUAUUUUUAAAACAAUGCUCAAUGAGAGCCAACAGCUUUUAGCAUUUAUUGAUAUUAUAUUGGCUUCCCUAUUUUGUUAUUUUUAAUAAAUAUUUUAA
Mirounga angustirostris (Northern elephant seal) is the source of this 6918-nucleotide messenger RNA. RefSeq names its product zinc finger protein 74-like. Gene Ontology annotation, biological process: regulation of DNA-templated transcription. The record is from RefSeq and is a predicted model, not a curated record. The coding region runs from base 562 to 1053 and encodes 163 amino acids. NCBI's taxonomy places the organism in Eukaryota, Metazoa, Chordata, Mammalia, Carnivora, Phocidae. The transcript is spliced from 4 exons.